UCGUGGGCUAUCAGAAUCAGUAGAAGUUUCACUGAUUUGAAUCCCUAAACCUAGAAAUUCCUGUAGUCAGGGAGGAGGGAUGGUGUGCAUAAGGAAGGCGACGAUGGAGGACCUGCUGGCGAUGCAGGCCUGCAACCUGCUAUGUCUGCCGGAGAACUACCAGAUGAAGUAUUAUCUCUACCACAUACUCUCCUGGCCCCAGCUCCUCUACGUCGCCGAGGACUACAAUGGCCGUAUCGUCGGUUACGUCCUGGCCAAGAUGGAGGAGGAGUCCAACGAGUGUCACGGCCAUAUUACCUCCCUCGCCGUCCUCCGCACACACCGCAAACUUGGCAUUGCCACCAAGCUCAUGACCGCCGCCCAAGCAGCCAUGGAGCAGGUGUUUGGAGCAGAGUAUGUGUCACUUCAUGUGAGGAAGAGUAAUCGUGCUGCGUAUAAUCUGUACAAUGGAACAUUGGGUUACAAGAUUAAUGAUGUAGAGGCAAAGUAUUAUGCCGAUGGAGAGGAUGCAUAUGAUAUGAGGAAGCAGUUGAAAGGGAAGCAGAAUCAUCAUCAUGGACAUCAUCAUCACCAUCAUCAUCAUCAUCAUCAGCAUGGUGGUGGUUGUUGCUCGGGUGAGCCAAGGAGUUCAGAACCGAGAGGGGAGGCAAAAUCAGACUCCAAAGACAUGACAAAAUCAGAGUCAAAAUCUGCCGGUUGAUGCUUUAAACAUAAUAGCUCUUUUGCAUACUUGGACCAGUGACUGGUACUACCCGUAAAAGGAGAUUAUGGAAAGCUGCCAGGAAGAGUAUUUGCUGCAGAUGGUAAGACCUUCAAAGAAAAAUAAGAGAUGGUAGGCAUUAUGGAUCUGUAAUAUAGCCUUAUAUAUUUGCCGGUUAUAUGUUAGUACAUUUCUUUUGGAUCUUCUUAAGAGUUCCUUACUAUUUUUGUGUAUUUAACUUUUAAAGCCCAUAUACAUAAUGAUUGGUAGGCGACUGAACUGUGAAACUAUUUUAGGGUUCUAACCCACCAGAAGAAUCUCACAUGUUCAAAAGAUGAGAUGAACUAUAAUCAUAAUUGAAUUGAUAUUAUUAUUAUGUUGUUCCA
Messenger RNA from Tripterygium wilfordii, 1086 nucleotides. Its product is annotated as N-terminal acetyltransferase A complex catalytic subunit NAA10-like. Lineage: Eukaryota; Viridiplantae; Streptophyta; Magnoliopsida; Celastrales; Celastraceae. The record is from RefSeq and is a predicted model, not a curated record. Bases 80 to 700 code for a protein of 206 amino acids. Gene Ontology annotation, molecular function: protein N-terminal-serine acetyltransferase activity; protein-N-terminal-glutamate acetyltransferase activity. Gene Ontology annotation, cellular component: NatA complex. Gene Ontology annotation, biological process: N-terminal peptidyl-glutamic acid acetylation. The transcript is spliced from 3 exons.